Molecule: messenger RNA, 2930 nt
Organism: Alligator mississippiensis (American alligator)
Lineage: Eukaryota; Metazoa; Chordata; Crocodylia; Alligatoridae
Product: histone H3
Exons: 1
Coding region: 69-668 (199 amino acids)
Cellular component (GO): nucleosome
Molecular function (GO): structural constituent of chromatin; protein heterodimerization activity; DNA binding
Source: RefSeq, a predicted model, not a curated record
UCUAGAUCUGCAGCACCGGCCCGGUGCAGUGGUGAAGAACACAGCCCCGAGAGACUUUUCCCGUGGAGAUGCAUUUAUGGUGGGAGAGGGGUAUUAUAGUCUGUCCAAUCACUGCUCAGCCCGGGAAAUUCAAAGCCCCAACGGGUUCUCUGAAGCUCUCAGCCAAUCAGAGGCUGUGCUUCGCCUAUAUAUUGCCGGACAGACGCCUGGCGUUUCACAGCUUCUUGUGCUUCGCGGACGCGUACGGACUUCGGAGGAUGGCCCGUACUAAGCAGACCGCUCGCAAGUCCACGGGUGGCAAAGCGCCUCGCAAGCAGCUGGCCACCAAGGCUGCCCGCAAGAGCGCCCCGGCCACCGGCGGUGUGAAGAAGCCGCAUCGCUACCGGCCCGGCACAGUGGCGCUGCGCGAGAUCCGGCGCUACCAGAAGUCGACAGAGCUGCUGAUCCGCAAGCUGCCCUUCCAGCGCCUGGUGCGCGAGAUCGCGCAGGACUUCAAGACUGACCUGCGCUUCCAGAGCUCUGCCGUCAUGGCGCUGCAGGAGGCCAGCGAGGCCUACCUGGUGGGGCUUUUCGAGGACACCAACCUGUGCGCCAUCCACGCCAAGCGCGUCACCAUCAUGCCCAAGGACAUCCAGCUGGCGCGCCGCAUCCGCGGGGAGAGGGCGUAAACCUCGGGCUGCGUUUGGAGGCUGCUGGCUCCCACUCUUCCCAACCCCAAAGGCUCUUUUAAGAGCCACCACAUGUCCAGGGAAAGAGCUAGAAUUCUAUUUGCAUUUGAGGUAAUGAAACUAUUCCUUAAGGCACUUCAGCACAAUAUUUUCCUACCUGGUUUAAACCUGUUCAUAUGAGCUCGUGGCUACUGCUAGUUGUACAGGUGAACCCCAACAUAAACCGCGCGUUAAUCUAGAAAAACGGUAUCGUGAAGUUUGAACUAGGUUUGCUUUUGUUUUGCUUUGCGGCGUGGGGAUGUAGCCUUCCACACAAAAUAAGCGAGAGCUAUAGUCUAGCGAUGGGGCUGAAUGACAAAGCUUGAUGCCCAUGCGGUCUUUAUGUUGGACACAGCGCCUAUUUAUUACAGAAAUGUAGUACUGGAGCAGUAUUUAUUUGAUACGAAAAUGAAAUGGAGCAGAUUACUUAGUCAUAUCCUGGAUUGAAAUAGAUGCGCUUGCUUACGAUUCAGUGUAGAAAAAUUGGAAUUUGGAGACCUUGGAAAGCAGUAGGCUAAAGAUAAGGAAUAAAAAGGAAGUUAGUGGUGUCCUAGUGUCGCACCUUCCCCCCUCCACUGUCCCCGACAUGUCCGAUAUUUAGAGCAAGGCAAAAUUAUUAAUAGAAACCAGGACAUGCAAACUCACCAUAACUAGAGUGGCAUAAAAACACUUUCAGUGCAAGCAUUGGUGGUUCAGUGGUAGAAUUCUCGCCUGCCACGCGGGAGGCCCGGGUUCGAUUCCCGGCCAAUGCAGCAUGUGUUGAUUUUUUUUUUUUCUUUUCUCCUUGGAACUGCAGUGCAAAAUAUUCUGAUUGAACUUAAAUACAUUUUAGAAAUGUAAGGUGCGUAUUUUGCAUAGUACCACGAGCUUGCAAAUAAACCCCAAAGCUUUCCCUCCUACUUCAGGCCAUGGCUUUUUCUCCUCCGAUUAAAUUGUGCUCUUUGCAAUCUAUCUUCAUUAAGACCCAGCUAGAUGAUUUUUAAGACCCAGCUGGGAUGAUUUAGCUGGGGCUGGGACUGGCGCUGGUCCUGCUUUGAGCAGGGGGUUGAACUAGAAGUGGCCUCCUGAGGUCCCUUCCAACCCUCAUUUCCUAUGAUCCUAUGAAAUAAAAGAAACAGGUUUCAUAGUUUCAUAGUAGCUGGGGUCAGGAGGGACCUGAUCAGAUCAUCUAGCCUGAUCCCCUGCCACAGGUAGGAAUGAAUGCUGGGUUCACAAGACCCCAGACAGGUGAUCAUCUAACCUCUUUUUGAAUUUGUCUAACGUAGGGGCGAGGAACACUUCCCUGGGAAGUUGGUGUCAUAUUGAAUGAAAUAGUUUGAAUGUUUGUAAUAGUUGCCCAUUAGCCAGUUUAGGAAGAAGACAAGAUUCAUCUUCUUAUCUAGGCCAUUGUUUUGGUCUACGUGCGGAAGGUCCUGACUUUGCUCAAAGUCUUAACUCUUGAAUUUUAUCUUUAGAGGCCUUUAACAAAGUUAACCUAAAAAUGACCCUUAAGCAAAUAUCCCACAUUCCAAGAAAUCAAACCUAGGAGCCUUUUUAAAAGUCAAUUCAGUGAUAUGGAAAUUCCUCAAAGUAAUUAAAAUGAUCAACAAAAGAAACUAAUUACCAAGCAAAAGAAUCUGUUAAGAAAGAUCUGAGCCCAAAUUUGGGAAUAGUGACAAGUUUGGGUAGGAGGGGCCCAAGAUGGCAACUCACUCAAUAAAAACUGUAACCUACUGUCCCAAUUUGGAGGUAACUUCACUUGCAGAACAACGAAGGAAGAAUCACAAGUGUAGGCUGGAUCAGACUGAUCACCUGAACCACCCUCUCCCUGAACACGAAUCUCUUAGUUCACGCUGAAACCACGGAGCACCCAAAAGGGACUGAAGGAAGGGGACUUAGUCCUAUCAGUAUUGAGGCCAGCCCAUUGAAUUGGAUUGCUGAGGCCAGCCCAUUAAAUUGUACUACUGAGGAAUGAAAGGAUAUUUAGGUGUUUGGCUUCUCAGAAUUCUAGGAUUGUAAGUAUAUUAUGAAAAUAAUAGUAUUGAUUCAAAUUUAACUUUUAGUUGUAACUGUAGUUGUUUUUGUAAUACUAAUUCUUAUAGCAUUGUUUGGGAAGGAAGUGCAUUUCGAGCAUUGUUUCUGAUAUAUGUAGUUAUUGUGUUCUUAAUGUUUGUGGUAUUUCUUAAAGCUAAGCAGUGUUAUAUGCAUAGCAAAGAAUUUUAAAAUAAAAUUGUGUUGUAUGAA